Paramuricea clavata is the source of this 1817-nucleotide messenger RNA. NCBI's taxonomy places the organism in Eukaryota, Metazoa, Cnidaria, Anthozoa, Malacalcyonacea, Plexauridae. The record is from the annotation of a GenBank genome assembly.
AUGCAAUCACUAACUGACAAACAUGAAGCCCAACAGCAUCCAUGGAUUACAGUAUCUGGCAAGUCGAAAGGUCACCCAAUAAACCUUGAGUUAAACAACAACAACAACAAAUACUCGGCCCUGCACGUCGAGGAUGACACAGAAAUUGUCAUUGAUAGUGACGAAACUAAAGCGUCAGUAAAUUCAGCUGGGAGUAGAAAUAAAUACUUUCCACAUCACACACCAAAAACAAAGACGACCAGAAAUCUACAAGACCCGAAACCAAGAAGUACAACAUCAGCUCAACAGCGAAAGAUUGCUAUCCUGGGAGAUUCAAUGAUUAAAGGUAUAAACUCAAGAAAACUUCAACAUGGCCUUAAACAAAAAGUCAUUGUAAAAACAUUCCCGGGUGCGCAUGUAGAAGAUAUGACUCAUUACGUGAAGCCAACUCUAGCCUCGAAUCCAGCUGAAGUCAUUGUACAUAUCGGUACAAAUGACUUGAAAAACAAGUCACCCAGUACCCUACUUAAAACGGUAGACAAUCUUGGAGAAAUGAGUACGGAGAGUAAAGAUGUUAAACUGACAUUAUCAGAGAUUAUAACCAGAUGUGACGAUGAAACUCUAGCGGACAAGGUAAAUAUUUAUAAUGAACUUCUAGCUAACCUUUGUACUGAGCGAAAUUGGGGGUUAAUUAAAAACUCUAAUAUAAAGAAAGAUCAUUUAAAUAACUAUGGACUCCACUUAAACCCAAGAGGUUCGACGGUCCUAGCUAAGAACUUCAAACUGUAUGUAAGUAAUCAAAAUUGACUAAAUGUUAAUUCACAAAACCUAAUGAUGCAAGAACCUAUUAGAAACUCCGGUGCAGUAUCAACGGAUAACCAAAGCAAACUAUAUCCAAAACUUAAGGGCUUUUCAAUUGCGCAGUUAAAUAUUACCAGUCUGACUAAACAUAUUGACGAACUCAGGAUUCUCAUAACAGAAAUGAACUUUGACAUACUAUGUAUUAAUGAAACAAGAAUUGACAAGAAAAUUAAGAACUCAGAAAUAGGACUUCAGGGAUACGACUUAACAAGACGUGACAGAAAUAGACGCGGUGGGGGUGUAGCAAUAUACAUACGUAAUACCAUACCAUACGUGGAGAGGUCAACAAUAAUCCCUGAAAAUGUAGAGGCAGUAUGUAUCGAAGUAAGAAAGCCGAAUGCCAAGCCAAUACUCAUUUUGACGUGGUACCGACCACCAAACUCCAAUUCUGAGAUUCUCGACUCUUUUGAAAUCUUUCUUCAAAACAUAGACACAGAAAAUAAAGAAAUUAUAAUAACUGGAGACUUUAAUAUAGAUUUAAUGCCCAGUGAGACCGAGAAUAGUAAGGCAAAAAGGCUUAAAGAAUUACUAAACACAUAUCAAUUGUCUCAACUUAUUAAAAAGCCUACUAGAACAACAGAAUCAACGAAGACGCUCUUUCUCUUUCUUCAGAUUUAAUAAUCUGUAAAACUGACGACCCCAAAACCGCUACAACGGACGUUGUUGAGCUAGGUAUAAGCGACCACAACCUAGUCUACACUUGUAGAAAGGUCGGAAUAUGUAAACAAAAACCCAAAAUUAUUGAAACAAGGCAAUACCAUAAACUAAAUAAUGCGAAAUUCCAAAACGAUUUAAAACAAGCUUUACUACAUAUUAAUGAACAUUCAGAUCCAAAUACGGCCCUACAGGAAUGGAACAGAAUUUUUCUACUGAUAGCUGAUAUAAAUGCUCCUAAACGAUUGAGAAAAGUGAGAAGUGACCGACAACCGUGGAUGACUGAUGAAAUUAAAAACUCAGCUUUCACAGAGACUACUUAA